Molecule: messenger RNA, 513 nt
Organism: Rotaria socialis
Lineage: Eukaryota; Metazoa; Rotifera; Eurotatoria; Philodinida; Philodinidae
Source: the annotation of a GenBank genome assembly
AUGAUUAACGAAAUAAGCUCUGAUGUUUCAUAUUUGAUCAAUCAAAUAAAUGAAAUCAUAAACAAUAAAAAUAUAUUGGAAAUAAUAUAUGAAGAUGAAAAAAUUAAUGGAAAUAAUUGUUUAACAAAAGAACAAACACAACAAAAACCAACUAUAAAAAUGAGUCAACAUUAUCAAAAUAAUAAAUAUUUAACAUUAAUUAUGAUUGAUCCCGACGCUCCUUCUUCUGAUCAACCAAUAACUGGUCCAUUCAUACAUUGGAUGUUAGCUAAUUUUCAAGAAAACAACGAAAUCGAUGGGCUAUCAAUUUGUCCAUACAUGGGACCUGGGCCUCGACCUGGAACUGGAAGGCAUAGAUAUAUAUUUUUACUUUAUGAAUCGACUGAACAAAUCAAAGAAGAAAAAACAUUCAAUGAUAUACCUCAACGUCGAAAAUUUCCAUUGAUGAAAUUCGUUUCUGAUAAUAAUCUUCAAUUACUUGAUGUGACACUUUUCACUGUAGAUGCUUGCUAG